CGACGCCGUAAGACCCACCCUAACCCGUGUUGAGUCACUUCUUGUCCCAAAAUUUUGCAAUCGACGCGGAGAAAACAAUAACUCCCACACAGUACAAACCCUCGCACAAUACAUAGCACAUAUGUACAAUAAUUAAGCCAGGGAAAUAGUAAAUAACACAAUAAAGAAACCGAAAGUACAAAUAUCGCAUAUCAACGAGUGAUUUUUCGUGACCCAACACUACACAACCUAAACAACAACAAAUCCAACAAUCAAUUCCUCGACAAAACAUAAACAAUUGAUUAAUUAAUUAGUGGAGUGACUUUUAACGUCGAGAUGCACAAGUGCCACAUGGUCACACCUUUGUUUAUGGAUUAACCUCAAUUGUGUGCGUGAAUUAACGACAUGGAUCAGGUGGAUGGGGACUACCUGGGGUCCUACAGGAGAUUUCUCGUGGAUUUCGUUGGGAGCAUGAAUCCUGAUGAUCAGCUGCCCGUUAAAAUGACGGGUCACGAUGUCAGGGAAGUCGAACUCGUCGGUGAAGUCAUCGAUAUGACGCUACAGUAUUUGGAUCAGAAAUAUUGCCCCCCGAGUCUUCAAUCGCAUAUUGUUCGUCUCGUUAUCGAGGAGAUAAAGACAAUGUGCCGGAAGCAGCCCGAAGCCUGCGGUCUGAGGGCUCUAGAAAAAACGUACGCGCCGCUGAAGCUGAUGCAGGCAGUGACUGGAAAAGUCAACGAGAUCUGCCAGCGUUACCUGGAGAACAGCAGAUUAGCCCUUCUGCCACCGCCACCAGGUAACCCUCUACCCCAGACAACAGUGCGUGCAAUAAGAAACAGUCGUCGAAGGAUGGAGGAUCGUCACGUGAUUCUCCACGAUUUAAAUUCAAUCUUCAGCAUUCAGGACGACUCGACAUCGAGUUACUACGCAGUAUUUGAUGGUCAUAUGGGGCCAGAAGCUGCUGUCUACUGUGCAGCACAUCUCCAUCAGUAUUUAGCCGAGAGUGUUCAUUACCCAACGGAUCCAGAGAGAGCACUGCGCGAUGCAUUUAUCACGACUGAUGCACAUUUUGUCCAGAAGUGUCAGGAUCACGGGAUCAACAGUGGUGCAACAGCUGUUUGUGCUCUGAUUGUCAAUAGAAAAUUGUACGUUGCGUGGGCUGGGGAUUCACAGGCUGCACUAGCCAAAAGAGGAAAUGUCACUCAACUUGUCAAUCCACACAAGCCAGACAGAGUCGAUGAGAAAGACAGGGUGAUCAGGAUGGGCGGAAGUGUGAUGCACUACGGAAUGUGGCGGGUGAACGGAAAUCUCGCGGUAUCACGAGCGAUAGGUGAUCCUCAGUACAAGCCCUACGUCACUGGUGAUCCUGAAAUUCGAUGUGUUAUCCUCGAUGGGAGUGAGGACUUCCUGGUGAUCGCGUGUGACGGAUUGUGGGAUCACAUCGAUGAAACAACUGCCGCUGGAAUCGUUUAUCAACAAGUGUGUCGUGAUCCACAGGAUCUCGAAGCUGUGAGUCAGCGAUUGGUCGAUUACUCGAAGAACAAGGGCUCCUUCGACAAUAUAACAGUUAUUGUUGUUUUUCUAACGCCACCUAAUCAGAUAGCAACACGAUUUACCCACAAUCAUCCGCUGAUUGCGGAUGUUGAAUUGAACAAUAUGGAGCCGGACAACAGGUAUUUUUCAUCUCCAACUGGUCAGUACGACGUAAAUUCUGUGAAUUCGAGUUUUGGUAAGCCAGUGAGAAAUCAGAAUAACGGUGGUGCCUUCGACGAGGACGAGUUCACGUAUACCAAAUCAUCGAAUGGCAGACACGAGAAUGGUGCUGUUAAUUUUGAUGAGGAGGAGGACGACGGAGAGGAGGACGAUGACGAUGACCUGGGUCCAGAGAGCAAUGUUGAUGCUGUUGAUGAGGCAGGGGAUGUCUGCACACUCGCCAAUGUCUCCAGGGAGCUCUUCCCUGAGCUCGAAAAGCCACUGGAUCUCCUGGGGGAUGGGGGGCAGGUACCUGGCAACCGGAAUACUGGUGAAAAAAAUGAGCAUGAUGCGGAGAAUGUAGGUGACAGCGAGGACUCCGACGACGAGUGGAAUUACUACAGGGCUGAUCCUGAUAAGGUAAAAAAUUCAACGACUGAGGGAUCUAGGGCUCAGGUGUCUCGGGAUUAUCAGAGGGCUGAUAGCCUCAAGGAGAGGGAGAGAGAGAUUGAAAAAGAGAAAGAGGAAUCGAGUGAUAGCGAGGUAGAGUCUGAGGGGAGGGAAGCCAUAAAAAUCAUCACUGACCCGGAGAUUCGCGAGCCACCAUCAUUAACUCUUCCCUCUCCCCCGGUACGGGAAUCAUCGCCAACCCCCGAAGACAUGGACUUCCAAUUGAAUCCAAACGCAGCCGAGUUCAUCCCAGUGUCACCAGCUCCAAACAUCCCAACGCGUAUCCUGGACAUGCCGAUCUCGGGAUCACCUCUCAAGCCAUCACCAAUGAUGGACGACAUCCGGGUACCAAGUCCCAGUGAAUUCCAGGAGGAGGUGAGUCACAGGCCCAGCGAAAUCGAGGAUAAAAUUGUAUCUCCUCAGAACGGUGAACUUGAGACUGAAAAAACAGAUCCUGAAAAGAUAAAGCAUCUCCUGGACGAGUCAGACGUAUCAUCGACACGAGUUGAAUUCGGCGACGAGUCAACAGCUAGUUUUCUGACAAAUCCCGAUUACCACAGAAAUACUGGCCUCGAUGCCUCAUGCACCAGCUCAUGCUCAGCAUUUGAUAAUGAUCCGAUGAUAAUGUCAUUUGGUCCUGGGGAUUUCAAUCCCUUGACAACUUCAGUUGAUCUCAAUGCAGUUCACGAUUUGACUGAUGCUGAUCUGAUGACGGAUGGCAAUUGUCUAGAUGAUGAGAAAGAUAAUGAGGUGCAUCCUGAGCUAGCUGAUUUAAUAUCACCGGACUCUGAUCAGCCGAAGCCAUCGGAUGCCUUUCCCGAUCACCAGGUGAGAGAUAUAUUUGAUAAUAUCACUCAGGAGAUGGAGCAGAGGAUUGAGCAGGUGAGUCAGCAGAUGGAGGAGAGGAUCGAGGAGGUGAGUCAUGAGAUUGAGGAGAGGAUCGAGGAGGUGAGUCAGGAGAUGGAGGUGAGGCUCGAGGGGAUGAGCCAGGAGAUGGUGGAGAGGAUUGAGGAGGUGGGUCACGAGUUUGAGGGGAAGAUCGAGGGGAUGAGCCAGGAGAUGCUGGAGGAGAGGAUUGAUGAGGUGAGUCUGGAGAUGAAGGAGAGAAUUGAUAUGGUGAGUCAGGAGAUGGAGGAGAGGAUCGAGGAGGUCGGUCACGCGAUGGAGGUGAGGAUUGAGCAGGUGAGUCAGGAGGUGGAGGCAAUGAAUCUGAAGAAUUCUAAUUGCGAGGAGAUUAAUUCGGGAUUUAAUGGAGAGAAAUUGACUCUGGGGGAGGAGAAUGGGGAUGAGAGGCCUUCGGGGGUGAGUGAAAUACCUCUGGAGGGGGAGAAGAGUCCGUUGGAGGUGGAGAGUCCUAUGGAGGUGAAGGAAAAAUCGCAGGAGGUGGAAAGUCCGGUAGAGGUUGCUGAGAAUCUUCUGGAAAUUAAAGAGUUAUCAGCGGAAGUGAAGGAAAAUCCCCUGGAGGUAGAGGUUCCCGACGUUCCCAGUCCCCAAGACGUUGGAAUGCCUCCGGAGGUGAGGGAGAGUCCCCUCCAGGUCCCUGACACCUUCGAUCUCAUGUCCUACGAGACCAUUAAUGAAAAUCUCGAGGAGAUUGAAGGUCAAUCAAUCAAUCAAAUCAAUCGAAUCAACGAAAAUUCUGAUCGUCUACCAGAGACUGCAUUUUCUCCUUCACCAGAGGUUGGACUGAUGGAGGAGAUGGGUGUGGCACCACUUGAAACUUCAGAUGAACCCCAGUCGAUCCAGGAAAGCCAGGAUUUGCUCUGCACCUUUGAUAAACCUGAGGAGCCAGUGAUAAAAUUAUCCGAAUCCCUUCAGGAGUUCACUGGCCUCGAGGAGCAGUUCAAUCCCCUGGAGAAGGACUCGGGUGUUGCCACUCCAGUCGUCGAGGAUCUGAAACCAGAGGAAGAGCUUCCACAGUUGUCAAGUCCUUCACCAGUUGUCGAGGAUGUCAGUGCUCCUCUGGUUGAGGAUAAAGUCGAAGAGGUUUUGGUUAAACCUCUCGAAUCAAAACUUGAAGAACUUUCAGUUCAGAGUGAGUCAAUUUCUUCCACUGAGGUACCAGAGGUUCCCGCAGUUCCAGCAAUUCCGGAGGUUCAAGCAGUGGCACCUCAAGCUGCUGCGCAACCAGAGAAGGAGAAAACGAAAGCCAAACUUACAUCGAAACCAGCAAAACCCCCAACGAAAACAUCAAAACCAGAGGUUAAAUCCCUGAAACCUACGCCAACAUCUCCCAGCAAGGUGUCACCACGUGUUCCCCCGACGAAGAAGCCCUCUCCACGCCCUGCUGUUAAAUCAACAGCACCUGUUGGCACAACAGCACCUCCCAAGCCAUCGAAACCACCAACAAAAGCACCUCUUCCACGAGUUGCACCAAUACCACCAAAAUCCAAACCAACUGGACUCGUCUCUUCCAGACUCACAGCAACGAAGACAUCUGUCACAGAUAAAAAAUCACCAGGUGUUGUCAAUGGUGAUAUCAAAGCCAAACCAAAAGUGGCACCAUCAAAGGCCCCAUUAAAACCAACGACUGAUACAAGACCCACGACAGCUCCUCCAAAGCCCAAGGCACCACUGACAACUGCCAAAACUCUUCCACCAUCCACUGCUGGUGUGACAAAACCACAGAGACCAAAAACUGCCCCAUCCACCAGCACCACAACAACCAGAACGAGGGUAUUAUCGGUGACAGCCACAUCAGGAUCAUCAAAAUCACCAGCUGUUGACAAACAGAUAAAGGAAACUGCCAACAAACAGAUUUCCUCAAGUCGCACCACCAAACCAUCGACCCUGAAGAAAACAUCUGUCACUUCUACCACUUCCACAACCACCACGACGGCAAGACGUGUCACCAGUUCAAUCGCUGCUAAGAAACCAAUUGGUAAAACUGGAAAAACUGGUGUUGUCAAUGGUAAAACUGCCCCCAAGGCCAUCACCAAGGGGAAGAUGCAGAAUGGUGUUUGCGAGGGGAAUGCUGAGGAUGUCAAGGGCAAUGAAGAUGUGCCACAGAAGGAUGUAUCACCUGUCGACACCACCAACGAUAAUCAGCUCAUCAUCACUGCAGAGUAAAUUUUCUUUUUUUUUUGGUGGCAAUUUUUCGGUGGAAUGCCCAGGAAUUUAUUCAGUGGAUUCACCAAUGGAAUAUAUUCGACAAAAUUAAUUGGUGUUGAUAUUAAUAUUAUUAUAUCAAUUAUAUUCAAUUUUAAUAAUAUUAAUAUUAAUGCUUGAUUGGCUUUUUAUUUCAGUGAAAUUUCUGGGGAGUUGAAUUUAAUAUUAAAUGAUUGGGACGUUCCACCGAUGGAUUGAUGUCUUUUUUCUCAAUUGACUGCGUCGAUUUACUUUUUUUCUUUUCUUAAUUACUCGGUGUAACGAGGGGGGAGAGCUUAGGAAUUUUAUACUCGAUGAACGCUUGCAAAUUUUGCUCUGUUACUGUGUAAAUAAUCUAAAUGCCUUUUUGUCUAUCGAUAAAAGCAUAAAUAUUAAUUGUAGUACAUUUUUUAUAUGAACGCCGUGGCAAAUCUUUUGACGAUGUAUUCGAAAUAAUAUGGUGCUCGUUUAUGUGAGCGAAUAAUCAGUUCCCUUUAAUUUUUUGAAAACAAAUUUAGCUGCGAUGAGAAGGGGAGGGAAUAUCUCGCGAUCUAAGAGAGAUAUCGAAAUUUUCGAGGAGAGCAUUUUUUGAAGGCGACGUAAAGGCUGCAAAAAAGAUCACUACAAAAAUUUCGAUAUCUCUAUUAGAUUCCACGAUAUUUCGAUUUUUAUGGAGUCCCAACCCUUUACCUCAUAUUUAAUUGACUUUCAUUUGCAAUUUGAGUUUUGAUUUUUUUUUAAUGUGUUUUUGUAAUGAGAAGUAAUGAAAGUACUAAAGACGAAGGUCGAAAUCCUAGUUAUCAUAGUUAUCGCCUAUCUUAUGCAUUUGUUUUCUUAUUUUUCUCGUGUGCAUUACAUACUCGAUUUAAUGUGCGAUUUAUCGUACUAUUGCUAUUGGAAAGAGAAAUUAAUGGGGAGUCGAGGUUUUAUGGUAAUUAAAAAGAGAACGAAAAGUUAUUAACUAUUUAUUUGUGCGUUCCUGGUAUUGGAGAUGUGCAUUCGAACAAUUAACUAUUUCAUUGAAGAGAUGAAGAA
Messenger RNA from Fopius arisanus, 6240 nucleotides. RefSeq names its product titin. Bases 385 to 5187 code for a protein of 1600 amino acids. Lineage: Eukaryota; Metazoa; Arthropoda; Insecta; Hymenoptera; Braconidae. Gene Ontology annotation, biological process: peptidyl-threonine dephosphorylation. The record is from RefSeq and is a predicted model, not a curated record. The transcript is spliced from 7 exons. Gene Ontology annotation, molecular function: protein serine/threonine phosphatase activity.